AUGAACAGCAGCCAAGCCAGCAUGGAGAACCACAGCGAGCCCAGAACUGGAGGAGGAGAUCAAACCCUGCUGCUGCCCACAAAGGCCAUGGAGAAGAGGUUGGAAGCCAAGUCCAGCAAUAGCACCCAGUUUCUGCCCCAAAACUACCUGGGAAAACCUGCAAGGGAGCUGAGAAGCCUGCAGCUGUUCUACCUGUGCCUGUGUGCCUUGUGCUCCUCAGCAGAUGCAAACUGGAAUAGAUCUGAAUGUGAGCCAGGGAAGGUCCUGUCUGGCCGUUUGCAGUUGUGGGAAGAUCAUCACUUACAGCUUCUGGAAGGAUUCCACACCCUUCAGUCCUGUCAGACCGCCUGCUGCCAGAACCCCACCUGUGAUGCCUUUUGGUUCUUGGAAAAUAUGUGCAUCCAGGUGAACUGCACUGUGCCUGGCACGUGCCAGGUGACCAGGACUGGCUUUUCUGAGUCUGUUUUGGUGUUUUUAAAGAAAUCUAAUAGCACAGAGCGCUUAAAGUUGCACACUGAAGAGGAUGUGAAGACCUGGGUUCACAAAUGGGGCAGCCCUGUCCAGAGGAAAAAAAGACUGCAGAGGUCAUUCCAGAGAUGGAGCUUGGCAGGUGACAGGGUGGGACUCCUGGAAAGGGACACAGCAGCGAGCCCCAGCGCUGAGGCUGCAGCCAGAGCAUCCGACAGCAAAUCCAGGAGCAGCCGAAGUGAAGCAGAGAGCUUGAAGGAGCAGGUGCUGAGGCACUUGGUGGCAGACAGGCCUGUUCCUGGAGACCAUCCACGUGAAAAGAAAGACUCCCUGAAAGAAGGACAGAAUCCAGGAGAGCAGAAACCCAAAAGCCUGCCCCCUCCUAAAAGCAAUAAUGUGAACAGGUCGAGCGAUGCAGAUGGCAUUGGCUUGCCACAGAUCCACACAGGAACACCUGCACCAGAGCCAUCAGUGCUGGCUACACUCUCCAGUCCUGCAGCCACAGGGAGGACCGAGAAGCCUGGGCAGGCAGCUGAUGCUUUGGGCCACCCUCCCUCCUCAGAGGUGCUGCCCACGGCCAGCCCUGUGCCGGCGAGGAGCACAGCGAAGGUGCAGGCAGCGAGCCCUGUGCCAAGUGGGGUUCCCACCAACAGCAGCACUUCCACAGCCCAGCCCAGCACUGCUGUGUCACUGAGCACUACUGCCACCACACCAGUUAUGAAGGAGCUGGUUGUUUCUGCUGGAGACAGUGUGGAAGUGACCCUGCCAAAGAAUGAAGUGCAGCUGAACGCUUUUGUGCUCCCUGAACCAUCCCCUCGAACCACUUAUUCCUAUGAGUGGGAAUUGAUUACUCAUCCAAAAGACUACAGUGGAGAGAUGGAAGGGAAGCACUCCCAGACCCUUAAGUUAUCUAAGCUUACUGUGGGUCUGUACGAGUUCAAGGUCGUGGUGGAUGGGGAGAACGCACGUGGAGAGGGCUACGUGAACGUGACGGUGAAUCCAAAGCCGCGGGUGAAUCGGCCUCCUGUUGCCAUCGUGUCCCCUCAGUUCCAGGAGAUUUCACUGCCAACCAUCUCAACUGUUAUUGAUGGCAGCCAGAGCACUGAUGAUGAUAAAAUUGUCAGCUAUCACUGGGAGGAGCUGAGGGGCCCUCUGCGGGAGGAGAAGGUUUCCAGCGAUACUGCCAUACUGACACUGACCAACCUGGUACCUGGGAAUUACACAUUCAGUCUAACAGUAGUGGACUCAGAUGGUGCCAGCAACUCCACCACUGCAAACCUGACAGUGAACAAAGCAGUGGAUUACCCUCCAGUGGCAAAUGCAGGCCCAAACCAGGUGAUCACCCUGCCCCAGAACUCCAUCACCCUCUACGGGAACCAGAGCACCGACGACCACAGCAUCGUCAGCUACGAGUGGCUGCUCAGCCCCAACAGCAAAGGGAAGGUGAUGGAGAUGCAGGGGGUGAGGACACCAGUCCUGCAGCUCUCUGCAAUGCAAGAAGGGGAUUACACUUACCAGCUGAUAGUGACUGAUUCUGCUGGGCACCAGUCCACUGCAGAGGUCACUGUGAUAGUCCAGCCAGAGAACAAUAAGCCCCCAAAGGCAGAUGCUGGUCCAGAUAAAGAAUUAACUCUUCCUGUGGACAGCACCACUCUAGAUGGCAGCAAGAGCUCAGAUGACCAGAAGAUUGUCUCCUUUCUCUGGGAGAAAACACAGGGCCCAGAUGGUGUCAAGCUGGAGAAUGCCAACAGCAGUAUUGCCACUGUAACAGGCCUGCAGGUUGGGACCUAUGAGUUUACUCUGACAGUUAAAGAUGAGAGGAACCUGCAGAGCCAAAGCUCAGUCAACGUCAUUGUCAAAGAAGAGAUCAACAAGCCGCCGGUUGCGAAGAUUGCUGGUAACGUCGUCAUCACCUUGCCCACAAACACAGCAGAGCUGGAUGGAUCCAAGUCCUCUGAUGACAAGGGAAUUGUCAGCUACUUGUGGACCCGGGAUGAGGGCAGCCCUGCAGCUGGGGAGGUGUUAAAUAAUUCAGACCAUCACCCAGUCCUUCUCCUGUCUAAUCUAGUAGAAGGGACCUACACAUUUCACCUCAGAGUGACAGAUGCCAAAGGAGAGAGCGAUGUGGAAAGGAGCACGGUGGAAGUCAAACCUGAUCCCAGGAAAAAUAACCUUGUGGAGAUCAUUCUGGAUGUUAAUGUCAGCCAGCUGACCGAGAGGCAGAAGGGGAUGUUCAUCCGGCAGAUCGGUGUCCUGCUGGGGGUCCUCGACUCAGACAUUACUGUGCAGAAGAUCCAGCCAUACACUGAGCAAAGCACGAAGAUGGUGUUUUUUGUGCAGAAUCAGCCUCCCCAUCAGAUAUUCAAAGGGCGAGAGGUAGCCUGGACGCUGAAGAACGAACUGCGGAAACAGCAGUCGGACUUCCUCAUCUUCCGGGCACUGGAGAUCAACACAGUCACCUGUCAGCUGAACUGCUCUGAGCACGGCCGCUGCGACUCCUUCACCAAGCGCUGCGUCUGUGACCCUUUCUGGAUGGAGAACUUCAUCAGGGUGCAGAUGGGAGAUGGAGAGAGCAACUGUGAGUGGAGCGUGCUGUAUGUGGUCAUUGCGUCCUUCGUCAUCGUGGUUGCCCUUGGGAUCUUCUCCUGGAUGGUGAUCUGCUGUUGCAAGAGACGAAAAGGGAAAUCCAAAAGAAAAAGCAAAUACAAGAUUCUGGACGCAACGGAUCAAGAAAGCCUGGAGUUAAAACCAAAUCCCAAAGCAGGUGGCAGACAGAAAUCCCAGGUCCUCAACACUAGCCUGAUGCACUCAGAGUCUGAACUGGACAGUGAUGAAGCCAUCUUCACGUGGCCUGACCGUGAGAAAGGGAAGCUGCUCCGCAGCCAGAACGGCUCCGUGCGCAACGGACAAGUGAUGCUCAAACCCAAGAACCAGAGGGAGGAGAUCCUCUAGUUCCCCUCAGGUGGCCAUUUGCUGGAGCUCAGUG
Molecule: messenger RNA, 3454 nt
Organism: Indicator indicator
Lineage: Eukaryota; Metazoa; Chordata; Aves; Piciformes; Indicatoridae
Product: KIAA0319 like
Exons: 22
Coding region: 1-3420 (1139 amino acids)
Cellular component (GO): cytoplasmic vesicle; plasma membrane
Molecular function (GO): protein binding
Source: RefSeq, a predicted model, not a curated record